AUGUCAGAAGUUCGGCCUGUUGUUCCAGGUAAAGUUUCUGGCUCAAAAUGUGUGCUGCCAAACGGGAAGCUGUUACAGAAGGCGGUCCGGAAGGAGGCGCGCCUGCUCACCGACAGAGAGCGCUUGCAGAUAGCGAUCGCGCUGAACAAGAUGAAAGCGGCUGGAUUGUAUGACCGCUAUGGUUUAGUGCACAAAUACAGCGGACUGCACGAAGGACCUGGUUUUUUCACGUGGCAUCGAGAGUAUCUGAAAAGGUUCGGCCUUCCAAUUAUAAUU
Molecule: messenger RNA, 276 nt
Organism: Cooperia oncophora
Lineage: Eukaryota; Metazoa; Nematoda; Chromadorea; Rhabditida; Trichostrongylidae
Source: the annotation of a GenBank genome assembly